Molecule: messenger RNA, 3354 nt
Organism: Calypte anna (Anna's hummingbird)
Lineage: Eukaryota; Metazoa; Chordata; Aves; Apodiformes; Trochilidae
Gene: ZFAND3
Product: zinc finger AN1-type containing 3
Exons: 9
Coding region: 149-847 (232 amino acids)
Molecular function (GO): DNA binding; zinc ion binding
Source: RefSeq, a predicted model, not a curated record
CCGGCCCCGCCAUGGGAGACGCCGGCAGCGAGCGCAGCAAGGCGCCCAGCCUGCCACCGCGCUGCCCCUGCGGCUUCUGGGGAGAAGCGGCUGCCUGGCAUAUUGAGCUGCUCCAGAAGGUCUAACCCAUAAGCAGUCCAGCAAGACUAUGAAUCUCUGUUCCAAAUGCUUUGCUGAAAAAAGAAAUCCACACAACGAAAAAGAUUUCCAGAAGAAGCAGCCAGAUGAUGACUCUACUCCCAGCACAAGCAACAGCCAGUCAGAUUUGUUCUCUGGAGAAACAAACAGCGACAACAGCAAUACCUCUCUAACCACGCAGGCCGCUAACUCCAACCAGCAACUUUUGACAGAACUGAAUGUAACUUCACCAAGCAAAGAGGAAUGUGGGCCAUGCACAGGUACAGCUCAUGCCUCCUUAACUACACCAACCAAAAGAUCUUGCGACUCAGCAGAUUCACAGUCCGAGAGUGAGGCUUCUCCUGUGAAACGGCCACGGCUAUUGGAUGACAGUAAUGACAGGCCUGAAGAAACCAGUCGAUCCAAACAGAAGAGCAGACGCCGAUGCUUCCAGUGCCAAACAAAACUGGAGCUGGUACAGCAGGAGCUGGGGUCGUGUCGCUGUGCCAGUCCUCUUGAAUAUAACGAUGAAGAAAUUGCAGUUGGUUUUCAUCAUCACCCACACAGAGUCAAUUGUUAUGUGUUCUGUAUGUUGCAUCGCCUGCCCGAACAACAUGACUGCACGUUUGACCACAUGGGACGUGGGCGUGAGGAAGCCAUUAUGAAAAUGGUGAAACUGGAUCGGAAAGUAGGGAGAUCUUGCCAACGCAUUGGGGAAGGAUGUUCCUGAGUGCAAGACUGCAACCAAAUGCUGUUCUCUUAGUUCACUAAUGUUAGCCUUAUUUAGGACAAAGUCAGCCAGACACCUUGUACUAGGCAAGUUUCAGACUACAGCCAAUCAGUUUCCUUUCUUUAGCCAACCGUCCUGGUACUGUAGUUUCGGGGUUGAUGGUGGUUGAAAUUGAUUUCUGGCUGGUUACUAAGGUGCCUGCUAGCCACCGUAUAAAAACAAAACAUGAAGAAAUAUUAUUUUUGAGCAUGGCUAGUGGAUUUACACAAAACAAGAGAAAUCCAAAGGCUUCUGUUUUUGCUGGAGUCACUCUAAAAGCCUUACGCUGGAAACAUUCCAGCUGCUGAGUUAAAACAAAUAGUUGUAUAGAAGCUGGUGUAAAAGUUUGCUAUGCACAUGGCUUUUGGACAAACUGUUCAAUGUGCAGCCUUUCACCUCUUCACUGCUAGUGAAUCCUGAGGAGGUGAAAUACUACUAAGAGCAGCAACUGCAGCUGCUUAAGCCCAGAAGACCUGACUGGUCACUCGUGCCUUCAUUGCGUGUGGCUUUUGAGUUAGGCAGUGUCACCAGCAUCAGGGAUUCUGUUGUGGGGUAGUAACAUCUUUCUGGUUCUUUCCAGGAAGCCAAAAAGAAAAGGGGACAGAGAUUCUUAUGAAAAAUUUUUAUAUCUAUCUUACUAUAGAGAACCUAUCAGGGUUUGGUUUUUUCUUUCUUCUCAGUUAAAUUAUGAUCUCGCUUUAAAGCCAACUCCAUCCCAGAGCAGUAAAUGGUGCAUACUUUUUACAUGGCAUCCACAGAGAUUCUUCAAGUUGUGUGAACAGAUUCCACGUACCUUGAGCAGUGCAGCCAUUCCCACCGGCCGAAACCUGAUUGGCUCUUGUUUGCCUUUUGCUAAGUGCAGGUAUCUGAUAAUUGAUCAAAUAAGGCUAAUUCACAGCACAGUAGCCAUGGCUGGAUUCUACAGACUGACUUUCUGUAGCUAGACUUAUAUAUUGGGGGGGGGAAAAAAAAGGACAUUUUGUAGCAAACGGAAUUCAGUAACAGUAUUGGGGAACAACCAGUAAAACACCCUUUGUCAGACUGAGUUUGUGUUCCUCACCUCCAGAGUGUCAGUGAGAUAAUCAGAGGGGCUCCAUCAGCCCUGGUUCUAUGCAGCUGAACGCUCUCAUGAAAAUCUCUGCCCGCAUCUAUUGCAAAGCAAGUAUAGCAAGUGAAUGUGAAAAGCAUGACAUGGAGUAGAAUGUUUUGGAUCUGUUUAGACCUAUGGUUCUGUAUAAUGACACAUCACGUUGAGUUGAGCUGAACUGAACUGAAUUGCACCAGUCUGGUCAGUUUAGAAACAAAAAAGCAAACAUAAUACAGGCAUGUCUCCUGCUGCACGCAGGGCUUAUACAGGUAAACAGGAUUUGUACUGAUAUGGCCCAGCUUAAUCCUGAGUGAAUUUAGCUUCUCUGUCUAUUAGCUAAGCUAUUAACAAUUAGGUAAAUUUAUAAGAAAACCUGAGAGACGGAAAGAUUUUGUCUUAUUUUCAAAUACUGGGCAGAUAUAAAACAUCAGAAGGGUAAAGUAAUGCAUCACUUGAAAAACCCCAGCAUUUUUGGAGUAAGUUUGUGUGAAUCAUCCUCCAUUCUACUUGUUACAGGUAACUAACUCCUUAUAGGCCAAGUUAUAUUGUUACUUUGGUAGCCAGCUAGGAGCAUUUAACAAGGAGACAACUAAUGUAAAAAAAAUAAUAAAAUAAUAUAUAUAGGUCUCUACACACACACGUUCAGCAUCUUACUGUAUUAGAAUUAAUUAACCAUGAAGCAAAUCAGAAAUGUCCCAUCAUUACAAAAUGCAAACUAUCUAAAAGGCAAGCUGUUUUGUUUUUUUAUUAUUAUUGUUACUAUUCAAGAAUAUGAAACCAGCAGCAAAACCUUCUGUAAUGUGCUGCAUUUUCAGGAAAUGGCCCUAGUGGGAGGUUCUGUCAAAGGAUGUUAUUUAAUUUGCUGUGAGGAGUUUAAAAACCCCUGGAUUUUGGUGGCUGCUGUGAUACGCACUUUUCUUUUCCUACAAAAUCCUACCAUAGCAUUUGAUGGGCAUUCUGAUUGAUACUGAAGACUUUUCUGCAUUAAUACUGAAGAUGCUAUUUUGUUCCUCAAUAUUCUCUUUAAUCUUGUCACAAGUGCACAGAUGGUUUCAAGGUGGUUCUUGAGAGAACACUACUUAAAGUUCAUGUGAAUUAUGGACAAUGUUCACUUUAAACAAAAAAGUUGGGGAGGGGGUUGUUCCUUUGCAGUAUCUGUUCUGUGAAGUUUGUUAAACGUAAAGAAAGCUUAAGUUCUUGUAUCUUAAAAGAAGAUCUUAUUUAACCCUUUUGUGUUCUAGAUUUACUUACACAUGUAGCCUAGAGCUCAGUUUUAGUUUAACAUUGUGAAAAUAUUAAAAGAAUCUUGUAACUUUAUUCUUUUUCCUCCUGCUAAAAAAAUUAAACCAAUCAGAUUAAAGUUUGAAUUCAUUUCUGCCUA